ACUGGCCCUUCAAACAAACAACAAUAAACAACAGCGCCUCUCUAUUUUCUCUGCUAAAUUUAAGGAUUUUAAUUUUUUUUUUCUCUUUAUAAAUUUCAAAACAAUCUUCACGUUUUUCCUAUUUUUCCGAUUUGAAAGCCAAGAAAAAAAGGUCAACAAUGGGACAUAAUCUCCGGCGGAAUUUUCCGGUACCGGUUCCGUCUUCGGAUCCGUUAUUGGAUCGUCUAAAUGAGUUCACUCAGUUGAACUCGGACUCUUCUUCCUCUGGUGUAACCAUUGAGAGCUUCCGAGAUCCUACUGCAAAUGCCACACCGCAGGGUCAAACUAUGGUUUGGACCAACGAGAAGCACAACUCGUAUCUUGAGUUCUUAGAAACAUCAUUUGCCGAGCAGUUGCAUUAUUCUAUGAGAUCGCGAGGCUGUUAUCCACGGGAGGAAAUGUGGGAGCCAUGUCCAGCCCCACAACUGCCUGCCAAAUUUUCGGUUCUCCAAGAUGGCUGCUACCUGAAGAGCAAUGACCCGUUGUUGGAUAGCACUGCUGAUUCUAGUGAUAUCCUGGCGAAUCCAUUACAUUAUUCUACAUCUGCAGCCAAAAGCAGCUCAGCAACAUUUCCUUUUUCGAGAAAAACUGCGGUUCCCAAUGUCAGAAUCUGCUCGAGAAGUAAUACGAAUUUGGGUGCCUGCACUACUGAGGUCUCAGAUCAGAAUUUUGUGGAUGAAAAGCUAAGAGAAAAAACCAGCUGUGUUUCCGGGGCAAAACGCUUGAAGAUGAUGCCGAUGCUUGAUGCUUCAAGUAACGGUCAAGUAAGGUUUCGCCGCUAGGAAAAUUAAACUCGGUAGAUGACUCAAUCUUAAGCCAUACAUCUGCAAAAAGAGGAAUAAAAAAGAAAUAGCUGUCAGGCCACACCAAGAGCUUCACCUGCCGAAAGUCCAACAUACAAUACUUCCUAAUGGAGAGUUCAAUUUCUACUAAUGAACAGGGAAAAAAAAUCAAUGAUACUUAUUUUUGGCCGUGAAUAAAUUCGGCAAUUUCUUGCUCAGUGCUCGGUUGCCGAAAAACGCUGGGAGAGAAUACAGUGCAAAGAAUUGAUUGAUGAUUUUGCAGUUAGAAGAUUUUGCAUAGAUUUAAGAUAGAAUUCUUUUGUUCUUUUUCUUCUCUUCAUUAUUAGAUCCGCGCUGCAAUUUUAUACCUAACUUGCAUUCUAAGCUAUCAUUUGCCGUGUAUCCGAAGUUUAUGAUAUUAUGCAAGCCGGUUGGCUAUUAGUGAUCUGUUUAUGCUUUAGAUAGGCACAAUGAAUAUAUACCUUAGAUCCGGAUGCUCCAA
This is a messenger RNA of Gossypium raimondii (Peruvian cotton), 1323 nucleotides long. Its product is annotated as cold-regulated protein 28. The record is from RefSeq and is a predicted model, not a curated record. Bases 159 to 821 code for a protein of 220 amino acids. Gene Ontology annotation, biological process: response to cold; regulation of circadian rhythm. Lineage: Eukaryota; Viridiplantae; Streptophyta; Magnoliopsida; Malvales; Malvaceae. The transcript has 5 exons.